CUUCAUUCAUGAGAUAUUUCCCUAUUUUGCAGGAUAAUUUAUCGAAAUAUUGAAGUGAAGUUUAUAAAUAAUUUAUGAAAUACAACACAUGAAUCAAAAAAAUGUCUGUACAAUCGAAAUUUGACUUCACCAGUUCUUCCAAUUUCUUCUCAACUCAAUCCUCAAAAUGGCGUUCAUUAAUACCCUAACUUCAUGACUGUUGUCGUUAUUCCCUUCGCGAAAAUUUGUUUGAGCUGAAGUUCGUCCUCCAAUCAUAAGAUAAUCUGUCAAUUCAAAACCCCUCGAAUCAUCCCCAACAAUAUUCUCCCCUAAAAUGCGUAAAAAUCAUUUGAUUCCGGGAUUAAAUCUGUCGACACAGUCAUAUACCCUAGGUUAGGUGAUUUUGUUUAAUUCGAUGUGAAGAAUUGUCAAGAAAAAAUAAAUGAAGUGCUGGAUUUUGUUUAAAAGGAAAAAACAAAAAAAUUACGAAUAAUGGGAUCUUCACUUUUAAUUUGUCCCAUGUGCUGUGGGGAGACAUUCAAUAGUUCACAGUCAUUGAAAUAUCAUUUAUUGAGUAUGACUGAUAAUUUGUACUGUCCUGGAUGCUCACAGAGAUCAGAGAGUGUUGCUGCCUUGAUUCAGCAUCUCGAUGCAUGUGGCACUGGUAAUAAUGUCACUUUCGAGGAAACAGUGAAUGAUGGAAAAAUUGGCGAGAACGAGGUGCUGAUGGACACAAACGUCGAACAAAUCCACGAAAGUUUCCUGGCAACAGUGAAUAACGAAGGGAUUAUGAUAGUGGGAGGGCCUAGAUCCAUCCAGGUAGACGACAAUGGUGAAAUUAAAAUGAUUCAAAAAAUGGAAAUAGAGGACGAGCCAGAGGAGUCGAUUCUCCCUGACGACAACUACCAGCAAUUGGAUAACGUCGAGGACGACGUCUCCACGAAGCCAUCGACAAAGAGAGACAGCAGUGAUAAUCCACCUGUGAUCAGUAUCCCAGAAACAGAAGACACCAAUGACAACAGAAUUCUUGCGAUGUUCCCCGACGAGACGACUGAGUACCUGGAGAACGAGCAGAGUUUGAUCGACAUGAAUCCAGACGAUGAGACGGCAGAGCUCGAGGGUGAGGAAUUAAUACGCAUCGAUGGAUCAGCUCUCUACAGCUGCAGCAGUUGUGGAAUGGGUUUUAAUUCGGUGUUGGAACACAUAAAGCAGUACCACGACGGACAAGAGGUUGUCCUGGAGAUGGCCGACGAGGGAUCAGCAGCUGAGGAGGAGUUUGUCCAGCCUGAGGAGCCAGUGACCAAAGCUAAACCGAGACAGAAGAUGAAUACAAUCAAGACUGAGGAGUGUAUUGACUCCGAGGGGAGACUUUACACGAGAAAAGUCGUGCAGAUUGAGCCCUUCUGGGAUCGUUCCAACAACGUCAAUUCAAAUUCAAAAACAACAUCGAUGCUCGAGAAAUUCUUCUCGAACGCCGAACAGACCAAGAAACAUGAUCUACCAGUUCCCCCAAAAGACUAUCGUUGCAAUCAGUGCCAAGAACACUUUCCCAGACUCGUAGAUUUUCGAACUCACGUCUGCAUGAACGGUUCAAAUCAUUGCGACCACUGCGACCAGUCAUUCGCAACAAUUAAAGCCCUCCAAAUCCAUUCAAAAAUCCACGAAGAGUCUGGUGACCCGAGCCACUUCAUCUGCACAAUAUGCGGCACUAAAUUCUCCUCCCACAAGAGCCUACGUCUGCACUCUCGAAUGCACGCACCAGUUCGAGAAAGGCACGUGGACGCCCCCGAGGGUGACACCGACGACACAUUUACCUGCGACGAGUGUGGAAAAUCAUUUUCCGAGUCCUACAGAAGUGCCCACAUGGCACUUCACACUGGCGACUCGUACACCUGCACUAUAUGCAAUCGAAAAUUUGAUUCUGCUGAUUCACUGGCAAUGCACGCAGCUGUUCACCCAGAGCUAGGUGGAUUUCAUCCGAAUAGGGGAAAGGGUAGAAAGGUCUCAAGAAAGAUGAAAGCACCGAGUCCUGUGGAUGGUGAUCUUGGAACGACUGAGGGACAGGUGGUUGAUGGCAAUGAGAAUGAUAAUGAUAGCAACGAUAAUGGAGAUUUGUCGAAGCCUUAUCAGUGCCAGCAUUGUGGGAGAAGAUUUACAAGACCUCACGAGAAGGUGAAGCACGAGAGAAUUCACACCGGUGAAAAGCCACAUGCCUGCGAGGUCUGUGGUAAGACCUUCAGGGUGUCAUACUGCCUGACACUCCACAUGAGAACACACACUGGUGUUCGUCCAUAUGAGUGCAAACACUGUGGAAAACGUUUCAAAGCAUCAUCAGUCUACAAUCAUCACUUGCUCACUCACGGCGAUGAGAGGGCCUACAAGUGUCCAUUCUGCCCAAAAAAAUUCAAAACCCGAGUUCAAUUAGCUGGACACAAGAACAGUCAUACCAAACCAUUCAGGUGCACCGAGUGCUCCAGACCCUUCGCCUCUUUGUACGCAGCUAGGGCUCACAUUGCUACACACAAGAAGGACAAUAAUUUGAAAUUCCACUGUUAUAUCUGCGGUGCAUCCUAUGGACGUGCAUUUGCACUCAAUGAUCACAUGAAGAAUCAUGGAACUGAUGCCACUCUACCACCUGAACCUGCACGCGAGGAAAUCAUUAAUGAGGAUUUUCUACUGGAGGAGGACAUCACUGAGCAGGAGCUCACCCAGGAUAUCACGCCUGAUUUGCAACUGAGUGAAAAUGGAAUGAUCAAGAAAUUCGUGGACUCUGAUUGAGACUAUUGGCUGUUUUUUUUAGGAGAAUUAUUUAAUUUUUAGUUGUGCAUUACCUUGGAUUGGAAUUUUAAUCGAGUAUUUGUUUGAUCCAAGUGUCCUUAAUAAAUUUAUAUCAUUCGAACCUGGGUGGUGGUGAAUAUUUCUUCUAAGGAUAUCCGAGUACUUGAGAUUUUUCUCAUUUCUUGAUAUCCUCGUGUCGAAUUAUCGUUGAUUCAAUUUUAAUCCAUUGAAUGGCAUUCACAUUAAUGUUGACGAAUAAAAAAAAAAUUGAGAAGCAAAUAUAUCAUUAU
Fopius arisanus is the source of this 3047-nucleotide messenger RNA. RefSeq names its product zinc finger protein 345. The transcript is spliced from 3 exons. The record is from RefSeq and is a predicted model, not a curated record. Gene Ontology annotation, molecular function: RNA polymerase II cis-regulatory region sequence-specific DNA binding; DNA-binding transcription factor activity, RNA polymerase II-specific. Bases 472 to 2757 code for a protein of 761 amino acids. Gene Ontology annotation, biological process: regulation of DNA-templated transcription. Lineage: Eukaryota; Metazoa; Arthropoda; Insecta; Hymenoptera; Braconidae.